CUGGUCCAAGUAGCCCCGCCCGCCCGCAUCCUCACAGCUGUCAGAUUCGUAGAUUGGCGUGCCGUGAUGUCGCUUUCCGCUAUUAGGACGUUGAUGGAAUUAUAGCCGAACUGAAAGGGGGAAAACAUGUCUGAAGUGCGAAAAUUCACAAAAAGGUUGAGCAAACCUGGGACGGCUGCGGAGCUCAGACAAAGUGUGUCAGAGGCGGUGAGGACGUCCAUUGCUGUGGAGCAGCCGAAGAUCAUCGAGCCGCUGGACUAUGAAAAUGUGGUGUUCCAGAGGAAAGCUCAGAUCCACAAUGAUCCACAGAGAGACUUGCUACUGUGGCCGGCUGAUGAUGUAUCAGAGGCUCAGAUUAAUCGUCAAAGGAGAACAGUUGUUCCAUCAGUACCUCAAAAUGCUGAGAAUGAAGCUAAAAGCCUGUUCGCCAUAGAGUGCAUUAAGAUGUACAACACUGACUGGCACGUCAUCAACUAUAAUUACGAGGCGUACUCAGGAGAUUUCCGGAUGCUGCCGUGUAAAGGGAUGAAGAUGGAGAAGCUUCCGAGUCAGAUGUUUGAGGUUGAUGAGGGGGAGGAGGAUUCGUCAUCUCUGUGCUCUCAGAGAGGAGGUGUAAUGAUUCAGGGCUGGCUACAGAAAGCCAACAUAAACAGCAGUCUGUCUGUCUCCAUGAAGGUGUUCAAGAGGAGGUAUUUCUACCUGUCUCAACUUCCUGACGGCUCCUACAUACUGAAUUCAUACAAAGAUGAGAAAAACUGCAAAGAGUCAAAAGGCUCCAUCUAUCUAGACUCCUGUAUAGAUGUGGUUCCAUGUCCUAAGAUGCGGCGGAACGGCUUUGAGCUGAAGAUGCAGGAGCGUUACAGUCACUAUCUGGCGGCCGACAGCGAGGCGGAGAUGGAGGAGUGGGUGAGCAUGCUGAAACAGGCUUUACUGGAGGACAGGAGGAACGGAUCAGAGACCUCAGAAGGCUCUCUAGAUGAUGACAGCAGCAGUCAGGGGAAGCCAGAGAACCUUGCAGAGAGCUUUGGCCGAAGUCUUCAUCCAGAGCUAAUGAAGUACGCUAGAGAGACAGAGCAGCUGAAUAAAAUGAGCAGAAAUGAUGGCCGGCAGAAGAUCUUCACCCUCGAUUCUGAGACUCAGAGAUUAGAUUUCUCGGGCAUUGAGCCUGACGUGAAGCCAUUCGAAGAGCGCUUUGGACGAAGAAUCAUGGUCAGUUGUCACGAUUUGACCUUUAGCCUGCAAGGAUGCAUCAGUGAGAAGAAUGAUGGAGCACUAACCAAUGUGGAGCCGUUCUUCAUCAGCCUGGCUUUGUUUGAUCUGACCAAAGGCUGCAAGAUCUCUGCAGAUUUUCAUGUUGACCUGAACCCAGCAUGUGUGAGGGAAAUGCUUCUAGAAGUUUCUCCUCAGACACCGACAGAACCAGAAGCAGGAGACAGCAAUGAAACAGUCAGGGUCAACGGACACGGCCUGCCAGUUCUGCAGAGGGUCGCGGAGUCACUCUUACGCUUCCCCACUCAGGGGAUCUUCUCAGUUACUAACCCUCACACCAACAUCUUCCUGGUGGCACGGGUGGAGAAGGUUUUACAGAACGGCAUCACCCACUGCGCUGAGCCCUACAUUAAGACUUCUGACAUCAGCAAGACAGUACAGAAAAUCCUGAAAACUGCCAAACAGACCUGCCAGCGGCUAGGCCAGUACCGGAUGCCCUUCGCUUGGGCCGCCAAACAGGUGUUUAAAGAUUCCCAAGGCAGUUUAGACAUGGAUGGGAAGUUCUCUCCGAUCUACCGCCAAGACAGUAGCAAGAUAUCCACAGAAGACCUAAUCAAACUACUAACAGAUCUUAAGAAACCAGAGAAGAACAAGCUGCAGAUAAUCCCUGGACAAAUUAAUAUCACUGUCGAGUGUGUACCUCCAGACUUGUCAAACUCUGUCACGUCGUCUUAUAUCCCAGUGAAGCCAUUUGAGGAGCAAACAUGUGAGAGGGUGUCUGUGGAAGUGGAGGAGUUUAUCCCACAAGAGGCCAAAUACAACCAUCCAUUCACCACCUACAAGAACCAGCUCUACGUCUAUCCCCAGCAGCUCAAAUAUGACAAUCAGAAGACGUUUGCCAAGGCCCGGAACAUCGCAGUGUGUGUUCAGUUCAAGGAUUCUGAUGAGGAGGGAGCGGGGCCGUUAAAUUGCAUCUACGGCAAGCCAGGGGAGCCACUCUUCACCACCAGUGCUUUUGCUGCAGUUUUACAUCACAAUCAGAGUCCAGAGUUUUAUGAUGAGAUUAAAAUUGAGCUUCCUGUUCAUGUCCAUGAGAAGCACCACAUUCUCUUUACCUUUUACCACAUAAGCUGUGAGAUUGGCAACAAAACCACAGCCAAGAAGAGAGAUGGAGUUGAAACACUGGUGGGUUAUUCCUGGGCUCCUUUACUUAAGGAUGGCAGAAUACAGUCCUCAGAACUACAGCUUCCUGUGUCUGCUAAUCUACCUGCAGGGUACAUGUGUGACAAAAGCCAAGACUCAAAGAAGUCUUCCCCAGACAUCAGAUGGGUGGAGAAUUCCAAACUGUUAUUCAAAGUGCGAACAUAUGUAGCAUCAACAAUUUACACACAGGAUUUGCACCUUCACAAUUUCUUCCAGCAUUGCCAGCUGAUGAGGUCAACAUCACAGGGCAAUCCUGCUGAGCUCAUCAAGUACCUAAAGUGCCUGCAUGCAGUAGAAACUCAAGUCAUCAUCAAGUUCCUGCCUACGGUGCUUAUGCAGCUCUUUGAAGGGCUGACAAUGGCAAACAAAGAGGGUCAAGACAUUGCUGUCAACUCCACACGUGUAAUCAUUCACAUUGUGUCUCAGUGUCAUGAAGAGGGUCUGGAGCAUUACUUGCGCUCUUUUCUGAAGUAUGUUUUUCGGAUCAACUACGCAACUUCAGGAAACUCUGUGACGACACAUGAAGUUUUAGCUGCAGCAGUGACAGUCAUUCUCAAACAGACGGCAGACUCCAACACCUGCAACAAACUCCUCAAGUAUUCCUGGUUCUUCUUUGAGACUAUGGCCAAGUCAAUGGCUCAGUACCUCCAGCACAGCAACAGAAUGAAAAUGCCUCGAGCUCAGAGGUUUCCUGAUUCAUUCCACCAAGCACUGCAGUCUCUGCUGCUGUCUAUCAUGCCUCACAUCACUCUCCGCUACGUGGAGAUUCCAGAGGAGGCCCGCUGCAUCAACUUCAGCCUGGCCUGCUUCAUUAAGCGUUGCCUGACGUUUAUGAACAGAGGAUUUGCUUUCAGUCUGAUAAAUGACUACAUGUGUGGCUUCAGUCUGAAAGAUCCAAAGGUUCUAACAGAGAUGAAGUUUGAUUUCCUCACAACGUUGUGCAAUCACGAGCACUACAUUCCUCUAAACUUGCCCAUGGCAUUUGGCAGAACCAAGCUGCAGAGAGUCCAGGGUUUAAUUUCGUAUGCGGCGGAGUGUUUCGGUGUCGUAGAUCAGAGUCUGGAGUACAGUCUGACUGAGGACUAUUGUAAGAACCAUUUCCUGGUGGGUCUGCUGCUGCGAGAGGUGGCUGAUGGACUCCAAGGCUGCCCAGAAAUCAGGCAAAUAGCUGUGGCCACACUGAAGAACCUCAUGAUCAAACACGCCAUGGACGACAGGUACAAUGCUUUUAAGAACCAGCAGGCUCGCAUCUGUCUGCUCUACCUGCCACUGUUCGAGCUGUUGUACCAGAAUCUCAGUCAGAUGAACAACCCCAGGCAACUCAUUAGAAAUGGUCUCGGCUUCAUGUACCGCGAUAAUUCAUCAGUGACUGGGUCAGCGGACAGCCGCAGAGGCAGCAUCGUCAUUGAUAAGGAACAGGCCAGUGCUAUCCCCCAGAAAGACUUUGUGAGGAGAAUGGAAUCUAGAGGCUCUUUGUAUGGGGAUCCUGGUACUCCAGACAUCAAUGAGUUACACAGGCGUGGUUCCAAAAUCGGCACUUUGCCUGCCAUUGGCCAUCUGGGACAGUAUGAGAUCAGAGGGCUGCUUCUGUGUUACCUGCAUAUUAUAAGAACUUUAUCAGAUGACACAUUGAUGGCCUACUGGUCAAAAAUCAAUCCACAAGACAUCAUGAACUUCCUCAGUCUGCUAGAGAUCUGUAUAAUCCAGUUACGCUAUGUGGGUAGACGAAACCUCAGCCGAAACCAGGAGCCCUGGGUGUCAAAACUCUUCCCUUCAGACAGAAAGUCUCAGACCAUGCCAGUGCUGCGUUGUCGAGGAAGCCUCAUGCAGGCAAAGCUGCAGCAGUUCAGCACUAUGGACACCUCACUUACCCUGAAUAUGGCUGGUGGCCCCACAGAAGCGGAGAGCAACCAUCAGGCCUUGCUUGAGGGUAAUAUCUCGACAGAAGCUUGCCUUACAGUACUGGACGUCCUGUCACUCUUCACACAGAGCUUUAAGAAUCAACUGCUGGACAGUGAUGGUCACAAUGCUCUGAUGCAGAAGGUCUUUGACACAUACCUCACCUUACUGAAAGUCGGACAGUCAGAAACAGCAAUCAAACACAUCUUUGCCUCUCUGCGAGCCUUCGUCAUCAAGUUCCAGGUGCCUCUCUUUAAAGGCCGUGUAACGCUGUGUGGUUCGCUGUGUUAUGAGGUCUUGAAGUGCUGUAUGUCUAAACUAAGUGUCCUACGUGGAGAGGCAUCUGCCCUACUGUACCUGCUCAUGAGGAGCAAUUUUGAGUACACCAAGAGGAAAAGCUUCCUGCGCAUGCACUUACAGAUCAUCAUUGCUGUGAGCCAGCUUGUAGCUGAUGUGGCUCUAACAGGCAGCUCACGUUUCCAGGAGUCACUGUCCAUCAUCAACAACUUUGCCAACAGUGACAAAGCCAUGAAGACCACAACAUUUCCCUCCGAAGUGAAGGGCCUCACGAUGAGGAUUCGCACCGUUCUCAUGGCCACUGCUCAGAUGCGAGAGCACGAAAAAGACCCUGAAAUGUUGCUGGACCUUCAGUACAGUCUCGCCCGGUCGUACGCCAGCACUCCAGAGCUCAGACGCACCUGGCUGGACAGCAUGGCUCGAGCACACAUCAAGAAUGGAGACUUUUCCGAGGCUGCUAUGUGUAAUGUUCAUGUUGCUGCAUUAGUGGCAGAGUAUUUGCACAGGAAAAAGCUGUUCCCAAGUGGACUAGCAGCAUUUAAGAGAAUUACCCAUAACAUUAAUGAAGAGGCAGCCAUGAAAGAAGACAUAGGGAUGCAAGAUGUGUACUACACAGAGGAUAUCCUUGUGGAACAGUUGGAUGUGUGUGUUGAGGGUCUGUGGAAAGCUGAAAGGUUUGAGCUCAUAACACACAUCGCAAGACUCAUCAUUCCCGUUUACGAGAAACGACACGAGUUCGAGAAACUGAGGCGGUUGUAUGACACGCUGCAGCGAGCAUACGCUAAAAUAUUGGAAGUGAUGCAGUCUGGCCGACGUCUGCUAGGGACUCACUACAGAGUCGCCUUAUAUGGACAGGGCUUCUUUGAAGAAGAGGACGGAAAAGAAUACAUCUACAAAGAGCCAAAGCUCACAGGUCUUUCUGAAAUUUCCCAUCGCCUCAUUAACCUCUACGGAGAAAAGUUUGGAGCAGAGAAUGUCAAAAUCAUCCAAGAUUCAAACAAAGUAAACCAGAAAGAUCUGGACCCAAAAUUUGCCUACAUUCAGGUCACAUUUGUCAAGCCAUACUUUGAUGAGAAAGAGUUGGCAGAAAGGAAGACGGACUUUGAGAAGCACCACAACAUCAACCGUUUUUUCUUUGAGACGCCUUACACACUCACGGGGAAGAAACAAGGAGGGGUUGAGGAACAGUGCAAGCGGCGAACGAUACUUACCACGGCCAACACAUUUCCCUAUGUAAAGAAGCGCAUCGAGGUGGUGGCAGAGAAACAUUUGGAGCUGAAACCAAUUGAUGUGGCGAUAGAUGAGAUGAAAGAGAAAAGUGCUGAACUCACUAAACUCUGCUCAAAUCAAGAAGUUGACAUGAUCCAGCUCCAACUCAAACUACAAGGCUGUGUUAGUGUGCAGGUGAAUGCAGGACCGAUGGCCUACGCCAGAGCUUUCCUGGAUGAAUCCAAAUCAGGUCAAACCAACAAGAAAGUAAAAGAUCUCAAGGAAAUAUUCAGGCAAUUUGUUAGUGCAUGCAGUGUGGCAUUGGACAUUAACGAGAGACUCAUUAAGGAAGACCAGUAUGAGUAUCAUGAGGGACUAAAAGCAAAUUUCAAAAGCAUGGUGAAGGAGCUUUCAGAUAUCAUCCAUGAACAGAUCUACCAAGAGGAUAUGAUGUGUUCUCUGUUGCAGAACUCUCUUCAUGUGUUCAGCGCCAUCAGCGGAACCUCCAGUAACCUGGGCUAGAACCUUUCACUCAUUGUUCUUGACUAUCAGCUCAACUGAAUGUACAAAUCAAGUCACUAUAGGCCUUCAGCAAGCAUCCCUCUUGCUGCUAGAAUGUCAGCAUUUUAGAUGCCAUUAGUGCCAUGUUUUUACUUAUUGUGUACAGCCAGUACUUUUUUUUUUUUUAUUUGGGUUUGUGUAUAUAUUGCUUUUAGAAUUCUAACUGACAUUUUAAAGUCACCAUGAUAUCAAAAUUGACCCUGUCUACACUUUCCUGUUCUUACUAUGAACAAUUCACAUGUGCACGUUAUUUUCAAAGGAAAAAAAAAAAAAACGCUGUAACUUCAACUCUGCCGCUAAAACAAUUGUUGUCUGACAUCACCAUGUCCCACUUUUAGAAAAUAGCGACCACUUUUCAUGAUUGAAUCAAUUCCCGAUGGAUAACAUCAAGUCCCGUUCCACAUUUUUCUCUGAAAUAUGUUACAUAACAGAAGUAAAAUAGGUUGUGAAUAUGGUUUCACGUUGACUUAAAUUCUCUGUUGACAAUAUUUUGUAGAUCUUAGCCAGACGGUCCAUUUUAAUUUCAGGGAUGCCACUGGAAACUAAACUGAUAUUAAAAUUGCGGCGCAAACCAAAGAUUAAAUGGACAGUUAAUACAAUAAGCUUACAUUUCCAGAUUUCAUUUACAGUUGUAGCUCUUGAACAAAAAGUCACUAUCUGAAAAUGUCAGGUGGUCUUGAAGUCUAAAAAUGAGUCAUAGAGUAGCUAUAAACAUGAUUAUAAUUAUUUACUAGCAGGGCAAAAACACGUUGCACAAAAUGGUUUUGUUUACUUGGGAAUGCUUUUGUUUACUUGGGAAUGCUUUUGUUUACAUUGCCUUCAUUUAUGUUGAUGCCUGGUGCAAACUGCUUGAUGCAGUCAUGGUUGACACUUCAAGACAUCAGUGUUCCCAUUGCCAACUGUCAAAAACAAGAAUUUUAACUAACCACAACAGUAUGUGGUAAAACCAUAUGACCUGUUUCCCUAUUUUCAGUCAUGAAACGUAGUAGCAGUGGUUACUGAUUUUACUGAAGUUUGCAAGACUGAAAAUGGAAACAGGUUGAAAUUAUAUUAUAUAUAUGUACUGUAUGCAUAGCCAUUCAACAAGAGAAUGUUGACAAAGCCAACUUUGUUAUUCUACAGACUUGGUCUGUUGAUCGAUCGAUCUAUCUAUCUAUAAAAAUAAAAAAAAAGUUUGAUAGAUUGAUUGACUGAUCUAUCAAUCUAUCUAUCAAAGUUUUUUUUUUUUUUUUUAAA
This is a messenger RNA of Myxocyprinus asiaticus (Chinese sucker), 7614 nucleotides long. Its product is annotated as dedicator of cytokinesis protein 11-like. NCBI's taxonomy places the organism in Eukaryota, Metazoa, Chordata, Actinopteri, Cypriniformes, Catostomidae. The coding region runs from base 127 to 6339 and encodes 2070 amino acids. Gene Ontology annotation, molecular function: guanyl-nucleotide exchange factor activity. The transcript has 54 exons. Gene Ontology annotation, biological process: positive regulation of filopodium assembly; small GTPase-mediated signal transduction; positive regulation of GTPase activity. The record is from RefSeq and is a predicted model, not a curated record.